ACAAACUUGGAGUGUAGAUGAAAUUUCCGUCAACCGGCACAGAUCAACAUUGUUUUUAGAGCUUGCCCGUGCCACGUCUAAAUGCCGACACUUAUAAAUUUUAAUGGAGUCCUUUGUCACGCCGAUUAUUUUAAGCUACGUUCAGAAAUAUGUCAAUCUUCGUCCACAGGAUGCCCAGGUUUCGCUUUGGGAAGGCGACGCAGCCUUCCAGAACCUGGACCUCAGACUUGACGUGCUGCAGAAUGAGCUCCAGUUGCCGUUUGAAUUCCUUUCUGGCCACAUCCAUGAGCUCAUUAUCCACAUUCCAUGGACCAAGAUUACUUCCGAGCCCAUUUCCGUUACAAUAAACACGAUUGAGUUCGUGCUGAAACUUAAAGACUUAAACAACUCGGCACCACCGAAACCUGAAAAGCCCAAGAACAACCUGCCUGUGGAGGAGGUUUCCAAAGGGUAUCUAAACUCGCUUGUCGACAAAAUCGUGAACAAUGUCUCCAUUACGUGCAACAACAUCAUUUUGAAAUAUGUUGAGGAGGACAUUGUCGUAUCGAUGAACAUCCAACUGCUUUCAUUUUGCUCGGCCGACGAUGGUUGGAAACCUGCAUAUGUCGAUGUGAGCCCUACCAAUGUCGUUUUGCGGAAGUUAGUGCAUGUAUCCGACUUGACAAUCUGCUUAGACAAGAGAAACUCCGCCGGCCAAAUUGAUGUAUGCCAGGAGCCGAUUCUUUACAAAUGCUCUCUGGAAACGAGAAUACUUAUCAGAUUUCCCGCAAGUAUGCCGAAGGCUUCAAUCACGAACAUCGAAGUGUUCACAAGGUCAUUGGAAUUAAAUAUCUCGUCACAACAGUUUCCCAUGGUUAUGCGACUGAUAAUGCUGGUGCUGUCUUUGAAAACCGGGAAACUGCAAGGAAAAUCAAUUGAAAGUGCGCAACUGGAAGCUUCGGAUAGCACUGAGUUCUUGAAUUCAGAUUCAAUGCUAUCAUGGGCUUGGAGCAAGGUGCCGUCCUUAUUCCCGCUGGAGGAAGAUGAUGAGGAAAAUAAGGCAAACUUGGGACCAAUUUUGACUAUUGGCUUAUACAUUGCCCACUUUAAGCUAACUUUGAAAUCAUUGGAAAUAUUUGUCGACAGCAUAGUGCAAAAUUCUAGAAAAAUCCGUUAUAAUCCAAUCGUGAGAUUGUGUUUCAAUGGCAUAUAUUCCGAAACGUUCAGCUACGGAUCGAAAUGGUUCAAUACGAAAGCAGGAAUAUCGCAAGCAUGCAUAGAACCUUUGGGGAUGUUUGCAAUCCGUGGUGGAGUGGAGAACACAAUACUAGUUGCUGGCAGCGGGUCAACAGAUACUUACUUGCAAGGGUCUUUUUUCGAUUCGGAAAACGAGGCCAAGGCAGAAUUGUCCAAAAAGCGUACCGUGCUUGACUUAAAGACACACUUGGAGGAAAUUACCGAAGAUUAUCUAUCGAAGCGAACAUCUGCAAUUGCAUUUGAUAUGGUGCACAUUGUUGAAGUCCCAGAUAGGCAUGCUUUCGACCCAGAAUUGGCCAAAGACUUGGAAUAUAGUAAUUUGCCGGAAACAACUCUUAUUCGUGCAUUUAUUUCGAAUUUGACAGUAAAGCAUAAUUCCGCCAUCCUGGGGGUGAUAAAUGUCGUGCGCGAAAUGGUUAACAGUUAUGACUACCCACCUUACAUAGAAGACAAGUCGGACGAUAGUCCGAGUAAACUCCCGCCUCCUCUGAUGGACGACUACGACGCUCUGAUGGUCAGUAUUCCUUUGAAGACAAUAUCACUGACUUUGAAUAGAUUCAGCUUCGAAGUGCAUCCGCUAGCACAGCCUCAAGCAAUUCAACCCGUCAAAGGUCUUUCCCAUAAGAAGUCGUUUUGCGAUGUAGGCUUGCCCUUCCUAACGCUUCGUAUAAAUCGUUUGGAAUUGCAAAAUGUCGCUCCUAUAUAUGAGAAUCGACUGGUUUACACGACGUGCCAACUCCCCGAUAAACCUAAGAAACUGUUAGAUGCGUGUUACAUGACGGUCGAGGUGGUCGCGAAAAGUAUCCAAUUGUACUUAGUGGACAGUUCUGAUGAAUUCAUCCUGUUUGAAAUUCCGGAUGUGAUAUGCUCUUUCGGCACUAUUCUCAAGGAGCAACACUGGGCUGAUGACAUCGAACAAAUGCGAGGAUCGUGCAUAAUGAGAAGGAUUUGUAUUAGGUUCUCUCGACCACAAGAAAUUUUACUGAUUAGACUGUUGAAAACUUUAUUCGCAUACGAUCGAAAAGCAUUGUGGGCCCUGUCCAAAUCCAAUGCAAGGAACAACCUGGGAAAUGAAAGCUUGGAUCGGUUGGAAGUGAGCAUUCCUAAUGCAAGUGCAAAUUUUUCGAAAUUCCAUUAUACCUGGACAACUGACGGGUCAAUAGAUGCAGUGAAAGCGUUUGUGAUACGUGGAAUGCAGUAUUAUGAUGAAAAUGGAAAAGCGGUCAGAGUGCCCCUCUUCGAAGCGCCGAGGUUGACAAAGUCUGCAGACGAUUUUAUCAGGUGGAAAGUCCAAUUGCCAGUCAGUGCUGAUGUGCAGAAAUAUGCGCUUAUAGUACUGGUGAAGAUACGGGAAUCAACGUUGAUUCUGGACCCGGAGUUGGAAACUAUUUUGUUUUAUGAUGACACCGUUGCGAUGGAAAAUCUUAAUGCAGAAAUAACACAUCAAGAAGUAGAAACUAAAUUAUCGCAUAUUUCGGUCACAUCGGAGCGAUACUCCAAGAAAACAAUUCAGCCUGAUGAAACAAUUCACAUAAGCUCUGAUAAGGAGGAUAAAUUUGAAACAGCCACCACCGAUAUCACUGAAAUGAGUUCAAAUAAAAAUUUCAAUUUCAAUAUACUACCAAAUUUAAGCAAUGUGGUGCUUGGGUUGGAAAUGGAUCAAUGUGAAAUCAUUCUACCUAGAGAGAAAACUAAUUAUGGUCUUGAUAUGUCAAAUGAACACCCGAUAAACAUUGGAAUUGAUUAUCUGCUAAUAAAACUGCCUUCUAUCAAGUGUAAGUCCAGUAAUAGCACGACUCUCAAAUUUGAGGAUGAUUUUCCGGUCCUAAUUGAUGUUAAAACGAAUACGAAUAAAUCAGGAUUUUCAUGGAGUUUCGAGAUAUCGGAACUAUCUGCUUCGAUGAAUGAGAAAGAAGAGCAAAAAUAUAUAAUUGUGCCGAUAAAAACAAGCGUAACGAUCGCCUUUGAAGUUAAAACCGUUUCCAAAGCAUCUAAUUUUGCUUUGAAUUUGCAUUUAGAUACCGCGCCGAUUGUUUGCAAUAUCUAUGAUGAUCAGAUAAUGUUCUUGAAAAAUUCAAUAUUUUUAUUAUCAUCACUUUCAAAUCUACUGACGUGUGCGGAUAUCCCACAACCAAUUACUGUUGCGCAACAACCAAAAGCUUUAGCAGCUUUCGAUGAUGAUUUGGACAUUCGAGAAUUUUUAGCAAUAAACUCAAAUUCCGAACUAUCGCCGGAUGCCGAUUCAACAAGUGCAAAUGAAAAGUCGACAAUCUCAAUCUGGUUGCAAUGGACUUUCACAAAAAUCACUUUGAACUUACUGACAACGCAUAAUUCAGUGAAAUCAAAACUAGUUCUUGACAUCGAAGAUUUUAUCACAAGCAUAGAUCAACAAAAUAUUUAUUUUAAACUUAAAACCAAAAUUGGUGGUCUCAGUAUUCAAUACUUUAACUUGAAUGAAGAACAGGAAUGGAUAGUAAGCGAUGACUUAAAACUGGCAGUUCAAUUGCAAGCAAGUGAAAAUGAGAGACAAGAUGCAUUCCUUGACUUCACUCUAACAGUAGCCGAAGUAGAAAAUGUACUGAAAAAAUGGGGAGCGAAAACUAAAACUGAAAAUCAAAGUACAUUGUCUGAAAUAGUUUUAAAUUUGAAAGCAAUUGAUGUACAACUGAGUGUAAAAGGGAUUGAAGCUGUAUUUCCAUUAUUGGGGUUACUUACAUUGCAACAAGACAGGGGAUUCAAGAAACAGACAAGUAAAGAGAUUGAAACGUCGACAACUGUCCAUUCUGUUGCUGAUCUGCCUCUACUGCACUUCGACUGCAAAGGAAUUGUGGUUUAUAUACCAACAGACGAAACGGAGAAUGAUUGCGAUGUCCUCAUAUUAAAAGUGGGUCAUAUUAAAAUUCGGCCAAACGUUGAUAAUCCUUUAACAAGGAUGCCCAUUCGGCCAGAUGUGUACACCAAAGCAGAACAGUUGCGCAUCUUGAGCACUCCUGGCUCUAAAAUAGAGGAACGACAAUACGAGUUAAUCAUAAGCAAUAUCUCAGCUGUGACAAGUACGUGGAGUGAAAUGAUGUUACUGAUUAAAGAGAAUCAUAGCACAUUUUACAAUACUAACCCUGCAGUUGAAUGGAAUAACUUGGACAAAAAACCAACAGUAAAAAUUGAGGAAAUCUUCAAAAACUUCGUUGUAUCUAUUAUUUAUGCACCUUGCAUUGUGUAUAAGUCCACACUAAUAUGUGGACAGUCUAUUGAGCUAAAUUGCGUCACCGACCUCGACAUAGACAUCACCAUUGAUCAAGUGUUACUCCUCGGUCAAAUAUUCAGGACGGUAGAAAAUUCGAAAUGUAUUUUGUCGCAUAUUGAGGUCCAGAUGCCUUCCAAGAAGCGGAGCAUUAUUUAUUUAAACAAACAAAAUUCACACAAAGGCGAUGGUUGUAAUGAAAAAAUCAAACCGAAAAGCAGUCUUCAAAUCACUCCAUCCACUAGGUAUGGGAGCCUGAUACGGAUUAAUAGAAAUAGUAGAGGCGAAAAAUUGACCUCACAAAUGCCAUCGGAGAACAUUAAUACUGACUCGGGAUUCGCAUCUGUGGAGAAGAGACAAGAGAAAACAUUAAUAAACGAUAACCAUACCAUACCCUACGACAUAUCUAUAGUGGCUGGAGUGUUUUCAUUCAAGCUACAUCAAAAAAUUAGAGAAAUCGAUCAAGAGGGGAAUGCUGACCGAACGAAACUCCAAACGUUACUAAACAUAACGAUCACACAACCGAGCAUGCUUAUCACUCGAAAAUUGUACGAGUACAAUGUGAAGUAUUCGAUAUUCAAUCUGAUGGUAAAGCUUGGUGAAGACGGUAGUCCAGGUGGAUCCGAAAUGCUUUUUGAAACGGAAAGAGGGAAUGUCAAUCCUGCUGGAAUUGCGCCACCUCUUCUUUCUGUAACAUUCCAGAACUCGAUUUCGAAGAAAGUUAACGUUUCCUGUUGUAUCGGACGCCCAAUCAAGACGCAUAUUUGUCAAGGCACAUUCUAUAAACUAUGCAAUAUCAAAAAUCAGUUGAACAGUAUUUUUAUCGAAAACAAAGAGUGCGUAGUUGAAAAGGUUUACAAACCUGUAGUUCGAGGCACAACUAUAAGAAUGAUUCGUAAUACAUUAUUCGACACUGACUCCAUUUGUUUAUCACUGGAUGAAUUUCAAUUUGAAUGCAUUCAUAAGAAACAAUAUGGAGUGAAGUUUCGGAUUAAUAAAGUCAUUCUAAAAGUGGAUAACUUUGAGCAUCCAGAGUCGCUAAGUGGACAUUUCAAAAUAGAAUCGUUGUUCGUUCAGACAAUCAAACAUGCCUUGUUGCAUCCAUUAUCAAUUAAGUGUGAUAUCCAGCUUAAGCAGGAACAAUGGCACAAAUUUCCCGUCGUUAAUUGUAAAGUGGAAACGAAUGUCGCGCAAAUAGACCUUAGUCCGGAGCAUAUUUUGAAUCUAACUGAAAUUCAAAAAAUUAUGUUGGAUACCUUCAAUGAAUGUUUCUCGGGAAGCGAAAUUGAUAUUUUGAAUAAAUCUGAAUCACAGGCAGAUGUAAAUCAGGGCAACAAGUUGGCUUUUGCUGUACCAAAAGUACAAAGGAAACGGAAAUCAGUACAUAAGGACGAAUACUUCCAAGACGAUCUCAGGGCUGGAGCAUUCCAAAUUAUAGAAGUAAAAGGAGACUCAAUUAUGUCAUUACCGCUACCAUACCAAAUGAAAAUAUCCCUUAAUGAUAGAACGAUAUGCUGGCGAUACCCACAACCACGAUGUAUAACCAAACUGCUUCUGUAUCCAAUUUUAAUUGAACAUACAGCUCCAAUAAGCAUAUCAUGUCGUUUUGAGUAUUAUAAUGAAGUACUUGAUGCAUUUGUUCCGUAUUUCGAUUUCGCAUUGUCCGAGACUGAAACUCAGUCACCCGAAAUGCCAGAAGCUAAAAUAUCAGCUUUUAUAUGGAGGGUUGUUAUAAUCCAAAAAAUGUUAAGUUGUCCGAAUCGACUGCAAGCUUCGGAUGCAAUAUCGACUGAAAGUGAUGAAAAUGGAGAAACAGGUGAAUCAGAAACCAUACACAUAGAUGAUUUCUUCCAUUCGGAUGAUGUUGAAUUUAGAAGCGUUUUGCAUCCGAAAUCCCUUAUUGGCUGCAUGCGAAUAGACUCAUCGUUCGAACCGCAAAAGAUACCUAUCCUGCAAUUCGUACUGCGCGUACCCCACUUACAGGUUAAUCUGCAAAAUCAACUAACACUAGAGAAUUUCGAACUUCCGCCGCCGAUACAACAAUUUUCUAUUGCCAAUGAUUUCUAUAGAAAUCACACGUUUGCUUCGAUUAUUUUAUCAAACGUAAAUCUAUACUCUUUGCAACGAAAACAUCAACGUUAUAGUGCCAACGUGGACCUUAAUAUUGGUUGCAGGGUUCUGGAUUAUAGCUACCUUAAUAUGCUGGACCUACUGGAGCAUACAAACAUCAAGGGCUUCAUUUCGUUGGAGGAAAGAAUAGAUUGCAAUAUUGUUGUCGAUGUGAUGCGUUUUAAUUUGGGUCCAGCAAUGAUGCAUACACUUCUGACGUCGGAGAAUCUGUACCGGCAGAUUUUGUGCAAGAAACAAUCAUAUGUUCCUAUUAUGACACGAUUUGUAGUAUGCAAUUGUACGCAAGUUCCGUUUCAUUUUGGCCAAACAACUUCCAACGAAUUAAUUAUUUUGAGACCCAACGAGUGUUCAUUCUAUGCGUUUCGAAGUGAUCAUCUAAAACAACAAUUGACUUUCACUUUUGAAAAUCAAUCGGGACGUGAAUCAUGUGUUUUGCGUGUUGAGAAUGAGGGAACGCAAUAUUUGAAAGUGGGGAAUUAUGUGAUUGUGGCGACUAUUGAGAAGCUUUCUUCCACACAAUUGUGUAUUUUCAUUAAGGGACAAAUAGAGCUUCUAUCAAUGUCAAAGGAGCACUUUGAAGUUCAAUACGCAGUUAAUGGUGCCAAAUAUUAUCUAGACUUGGGCUUGUAUGGUCAUGGUUCGUUCGUUGGAGAAUGCAAUAAGGGAUUGAAAUACUUUAUAAGAUUGAAAUUGAAAGAAGGAAAAGGAUGGUCUGGUGAAAUCCCUCUGUUAAGCAAGAAGGUUCCGUGGCUUGUUAAAGUUCCUUGUUCUACUGAACAGCAAUUUAUCAGUUUUUGGGUAAGAGUAAUUGAAGAGGAUAUAAACUCUUGUGUUUCAAAUACGUUCAAGCCAAAACGAUUAUUAUUGCUUGUAUGGCCGAUGUUUGUCAUGAAAUCACUUUUGCCUUCUGAUAUCCAAGUGACUGAUAUGAAAAAUAAUAAUUCCUAUACACUGCAAGGAAGAGGAGCAAUGGAAGAGUUAAGUAUUGCAGCAGCUAAUGAUACGGAACAUGAGUUUUAUCUAAGUAAAAAAUCUUUUUCUCCAGACAGUCAAGACGACAAGGUAGUUCUUACUUAUAAACACAUCGAUAGAAGUACUUUAUUCGAAACGGAAAGUAAAAAUAUAAGCAUAGAUGUUUAUGUGAAAAAUCUAAAGAAACCCAAGAGCUCAAAUGAACCGUACUCAAAUCACGAACAACUGCGUUCGAUGACGCUGCAGGGAGAUGUGAAAUGUAUCUAUCGAAACGUCCCUAGCCAUCAGUAUUCUUCGACUCUUAUGCUCGAAAUUCUUCCAUGGUGUUUGUUCGUGAAUUCCACCGGUCAAAUUAUAAAAACAACUAACAUUUCAAACGAUAAAAGUACUGUGAUAGAAAAUAACUGCAUAGCUGGUCUGUUCGCUGUCGAGGAUGCGUUCAAAAUAGAAGUUAGCUGCGGCACACAUUGGAUGGAAUCUCAUCCAAUUUUCGUAAAUGAAAACAGUUUCCGAAGAAAUUUGUCGAAAAAUAAACUUUUGUUGCCUGAGACGGGUAAUAUAACAUUCCAAAUACAUCAUGCUUGCAUUGUUUCGAGGUUUGUGCUGUCGUCUAAGCAGGAAAACAGUGUCCGAGUCAUAAAAUUAGCAGCGGCGUUUGUGAUAGUUAAUUUUUCCGAUAUCACAUUCGAUAUUGUUCCAUUUUCGUUUGAGGACAACCAGCGAGUUUCAGAAAAGCACAUAAAUGAGUUGUUAUCUAAUUCUCGAUUUAAAAUUCAGAAAUCAACAUCUACUGCCAGAUCCGAAGGAAUUCCGAUUGCAACAUUUGUUGAUGUAACUGAAAGGAACCCUCAAAAGUCAGUGAAUGUAUCGCUCAAACAUUUCAUUUGUGUAGUUGGAAAUCAGAAUGUUGGAGUAACUUUGCCGUUGCUCAUAACCAAACCUUUCAACAGAAAAUGCUUUAGUAUAGUCGAGGAAAAUAACGCGAUCCCCUUAUCGGCGUGCGUUAUAGAAAAAGACGGUCAAUAUGUGAUAUCUGUAUUUAACGAUAAGUCUCCAGCAUUGCAAAUGAACAAUUUCACAGAUUUGACUUUUUUCGUUGCCGGAACGAAAAGUCAAGAUAACGAUAAAUCAGUGAAAGUCAUGUCUGAAUUGAACGAAAAAGGAUUUGAAUGGCAUCAAAUAAUACGCGCAAAUUCUACGAUAUUUUAUACACCACCAGAAAUGUAUAUGAAUUUCCCUGAUGCGGAGAAUCUUCAGUGCAAUUUGUCUUUGGCAUUAUGUCUUAGCAGUAACCAAUCUGCAACAGGUAGCAAACAAAAUAUACGCUGGUCGAAACCACUUACGAUUGAGUCAAGCCGUGAAACGCUUUUAAAUAUUCCACUUCAUGGGGAUGUGAAAAUUUUAGUAUGUAAAAAACACAAGACUGUGAAAGUUUCUGUUUUUUAUAUAACACAGGGAAUGGAAUUCAGUGUAAAGGAGCUUCGCACGAGAUUAUCCGAUCAAGAUAAAACGCUGGCAAUUACCGAAUUCAAAAGGCAAGAUUCACUAGGAAAUCUCCGUAAAACAAAUCAACUACAAGUGGAUUAUCCAAAGAGCAGUAAUAUCUUAGAUAUUUCCUGCAAUAUUUGCAAUGCUCAAGAAACACCAAAUAGAAUGCCAAACAUAAAUGUAUUCCUCAAAGAGACAAGUGUCAGUGUAUUUUUUGAUUCGAAAAGCGAAGCCUAUGUAAAACACGAUAUGCUUUCAAUACAUCUUGAUGAUGUUGCCGCCAGGUUCGAUUCUGAACAGCGUUCGAUGUCUUUGAUCGUAUCAAAUGUGCAGUUAGAUAAUCAAUCGUACGCAUCUGGGAAUUAUGAUUUCCCCGUAAUUGUUUGUGCAGAAAAUGAAUAUACAAAAGAUGCAUCACUUCCCUCCACUUUCGCGCUGCAAGAAUACAUCGCACGAAUGAAAUCUCCCCUAUUGCAGCUUCGCGUCUUCUUUUACAAAGAGGAGUUGGAUGUCGAGAGGAUAUAUUGCAAAAUCAAUGCAAUACGUGCCUACAUCGAAGAUACAUAUGUGAACGAUCUAUUGGAUCAUUUAAUCGACUGUGAUCCCUCCAAUGCUGUGUAUAUCUAUGAAGAUCCACCAGAUGGUCGCACCAUCACUCCAGGAUAUGUAUCAAUACCUGAUUGUGUGGUGAACGCAGCUUUGUAUCUUUCUGGAACCUUGCAGCUCAGUUCGGUUAAAAUCGAACCAAUUAGUUUAAUGCUUUCGGUGCAUACAUGUGUCAGGUUAUAUAUAGCCUUAGAUCAUAGUCCGUUAUAUUUCUCGUCAUAUGAGAGGCAAAACAUUUUAACCCUUCCAUUGAAAUUUGGUCAUGCCGUUGGGAUGCAUUACCUAUCUGGAGCUAUUUUCGGAGCCGGAUGGGUCGUGGGUUCUCUUGAGAUCCUUGGAAGCCCAGGAGGUUUAGCCCGAUCUCUGAGUACGGGUUUGAAGGACUUUGUUUCGAUGCCUGUUCAGGGUUUGUUCCGUGGGCCGUGGGGCUUUCUGGCCGGGAUAACGCAAGGCUCUGCAUCACUGCUGCGAAAUAUUACAGCUGGCACUGUGAAUUCCGUAACAAAGUUAGCCGCAUCAGUUGCACGAAACUUGGACCGUUUAACCCUGGAUGAAGAACACUUCCAACGAACUGAAGCGCUUCGACGAUCUCGUCCUCAAGGUGUUACAGAAGGACUUACGCAGGGAUUAACAGGAUUAGGAAUUAGUUUGCUGGGUGCGUUAGGAGGUUUAGCCAGGCAUCCUCUUGAAGCGAAAUCAUCUGUACAGGUCGUAACAGGAGUUGCGAAAGGAAUCGUAGGAGCUUUCGCAAAGCCUAUUAGUGGUGCAGCAGAAUUAGUGGCUUUAACCGGACAGGGCAUGUUACAUACAGUUGGUUUCAAUACAAUGCCACAACAAAGAAACUUGACAUCAAACAAAAAUGUGAUUGCUUGCCCCGCAGAUUGCAAGCUCCCGUGGAAACAUUUGCCGCACUAUUCAAUGAUAUUAAUAAAUCAGCUGCUGUUUUAUCAUGAUGCCACAUUAGUUGGCACUGAUCAAUUGAAACGUGUAAUCAUUGCGUUGACGCCAGUUGCUUUCAUAAUUGUUGAAUACGAUAAGGAUUUUCCCGCUGAAAUCAUCCCAAUUGAACGAAUUGAAAUAUUCAUUGACGCAGCUGAUAAGACUUUAGUUGAAAUUGGUGUGUUACAUUCGGACGAUUAUGACGAGGAAGAGGAUUCUGUAUUUUUCAAUACCAGGAUGAUGUCCUUUCUACGCGAUUCAAGUGAUAAUUUACCUACGACUUCCGUACGGCCCCUAGAUGAACGCCUAAUGAAAAGUAAUAAUAUUGAGCGAAAGUAUAAAAUGAAACGAACUUUUUAUAUUAACGAGUCCAUAGCAUUGCAUUUGGCAUGUUAUUUAAACGUUAUAAAGAAUAGUGGUGACUUUCUAAAAUUUUCAGUAUAUCAUUGAAAAAAAAAUGGGUGUAGUAUUAAAACAUUUGAACUUUUAAA
This is a messenger RNA of Hermetia illucens (black soldier fly), 11103 nucleotides long. It is a transcript of the gene Vps13B, whose product is annotated as vacuolar protein sorting-associated protein 13B. Bases 104 to 11062 code for a protein of 3652 amino acids. The transcript has 23 exons. The record is from RefSeq and is a predicted model, not a curated record. Lineage: Eukaryota; Metazoa; Arthropoda; Insecta; Diptera; Stratiomyidae.